Messenger RNA from Penicillium riverlandense, 1470 nucleotides. RefSeq names its product fungal specific transcription factor domain-containing protein. The transcript is spliced from 3 exons. The record is from RefSeq and is a predicted model, not a curated record. Lineage: Eukaryota; Fungi; Ascomycota; Eurotiomycetes; Eurotiales; Aspergillaceae. Gene Ontology annotation, molecular function: zinc ion binding; DNA binding. Gene Ontology annotation, biological process: DNA-templated transcription. Bases 1 to 1470 code for a protein of 489 amino acids.
AUGCUCCUAUUUCACGAUUCUUUUGGAGAACAUUUUCGGAACACAUCCACCAACCUGAGUAGUCCAGGACCCUCCCCUACUGAAACAUCAGAUUUGGCGGCCUCUUUGCCAGGAUUUAUCAGGCCUCUUCCCUUAGCGUUCAGUCCAGCAAAGGUUGAGUACCUUCAGACACAUGGAGUUUUGACACUCCCAAGUAUUCCUCUUCAGAACGCUCUUUUGCGGACGUUCACUGAAUGUGUUCUCCCUUGCAUGCCCGUCAUCGAAUGGCACAGAUUUGUCCAUAUCAUCAAUGGCCGUGAUGGCAGAAAAGGAUAUAUCAGCUUGCUCCUCUACCACGCUGUGAUGUUCUCGGCAACAACGUUCGUGGAUUUUGAGCACCUUCUCGAAGCUGGUUACUCAAGCACACGAGAACUCCAAGAAAUGGCCUUCCAAAAAACAAAGCUUCUCUAUGAAUCGGAUUACGAAUCUGAUGAACUCAUUGUUAUUCAAACACUUCUUCUCAUGACUUACCGGUCUGAAACAGCAGGUGAGAAUGAGAUCAAGCAAUGGCUUGACCUCGCAAUCUCCAUGGCUCAAACAAUUGGCCUUUUCCAAAAUCAACUAGGCACAGAAGACUCCUUAUAUUCUCCAAGGAUGCGGAAGAGGAUUGGCUGGGCAUGUUACAUGACAGAUUGUCAGAUUUCGCUAAGGUUGAGAUGUCGGCCAAGUAUCAAAAAAGAGGGCUUCUAUCACCCGAUGUUAACAUUGGACGACUUUGAAAUCUACACCCAAUCUGCAGAGGGCCAACGCCUAAUUAAUGGGUGCCCCCUGGCUCGGGACAUCAAAAAGCAGAGAGAUCUGGCCCUCAUAUGUGUCUCACACGCUCGGCUGUGUGUAUGCAUCAGUGAGGUCCUGGAAAUCCAGGGUAAAAAUGGUCAGUUGCACUCACUGGACGAACUCCCCCCCCCGUCCUGCCAGUACCGACUGUUGCAUUCGGGAGACAGCAGUGACGGAAAUUCCACACUUUUCGUACAACGUAGCCUUCUACACAUGGUCUAUUACACGACCAUUGCGGUUCUACAUCAGUCCCAAAUAUUCCCAUCGUCGAAGAUCCGCGUCCACGACGCUGCUCACCAAAUAACCCGGAUUGCAUCCGAACUGCACAAGAGGAGACUGCACAACUGCCUAUCUAUCACUGGAGUCACCGCCAUCCUAGUAGCCAUGGUCAUCCAUAUCUCCGUGAUGAGAGUGUCGCUGUUCCUGCAGAGAGAGGAAGCCAUGGAUGACUACAAAUCAUGUAUGGUGGUGAUGGCUAGCCUACAAGAUGUGCAUUCAGAAGCGAACGCUGUCACAAAUUGGAUGUUCAGAGCAAUGGCGAGUGUGGCAUUGGAUGGAGGUCCAAACUGUCACGGCCAGGAUUCUGAACUUUCUCUGUCUGGCGACCUUACUGUCAACCCCUCAUUCUUGCAUUCCAAUAUAUUUUUCAAUUAG